Cryptotermes secundus is the source of this 333-nucleotide messenger RNA. Its product is annotated as brachyurin-like. Lineage: Eukaryota; Metazoa; Arthropoda; Insecta; Blattodea; Kalotermitidae. Gene Ontology annotation, biological process: proteolysis. The record is from RefSeq and is a predicted model, not a curated record. The transcript has 2 exons. Gene Ontology annotation, molecular function: serine-type endopeptidase activity. The annotation marks the transcript as partial.
CGCAUCACUGGUGGUAUCAGUGCAGAGCGUGGUCAGUUCCCAUGGCAAGUUGGCCUUAUAAUUGGAGGUUCAUCUUUCUGCGGUGGUUCUCUCAUCUCUGAACGAUGGGUCCUCACUGCAGCUCAUUGUGCCGGAAAUUCAUAUGAGGUGAGGCUUGGAGCUACCCGACUUGAUAUUGAUGAGGCUGGUUCACAGGUGCUCACAUCAAGAACCAGUAUUGUCCACGAGAACUACAAUUCCAACACCAUCAACAACGAUAUUGCGGUCAUCCAGCUUCCCACAGCAGUUACCACAACCAGUGAGUGUUUAUUCUGGUGAAUAUGAAAAGAGCCA